Nicotiana attenuata is the source of this 675-nucleotide messenger RNA. RefSeq lists its product as uncharacterized. Lineage: Eukaryota; Viridiplantae; Streptophyta; Magnoliopsida; Solanales; Solanaceae. The record is from RefSeq and is a predicted model, not a curated record. The coding region runs from base 146 to 487 and encodes 113 amino acids. The transcript is spliced from 4 exons.
UGCUAAAAGAAAUUAUUCCCGAGCAUGUAUUGAAAAAAAAGAGGAAAAAAAAUAAGGACAGAGAAGAACUUUGUAAUUAAAAGAUUUCUAUGUUUUCUCUGUCUCUUUCACGUUUAGGCUUAGCCAUUAUUGUUAAUCUCUCUUAAUGCCUCAGCAUUAUUCAGGUCAAUUAUGGCGACUAUUAAGCAAGGAGCGAGGGAAUCAACAGGAUGGUAUCUCGAAUUCUGGUUCAGAGAUUGCAAUGUUGGUAUAUGACUUUUGCAGCCUCCUUUAUGCGAAUUUGAGUUUUUCAAAUUCCCUUGUUAGAAUUCAUGGUGCUACACCGAUUAGACGAAUCAGUUUUCACAAUCAAGCACAACAAACAAUGGCUGCUCGUAUCCUUGUUAGAAUUCAUGGUUCUACACCGGUCACUGCACAAACCAGAUUCCACAAUCAAGCCCAACCAACAAUGGCUGCAUGUAUUGCCAGUGGAUCAACAUAUUGCUGAAUUUGAACCAAAGGAAGGAUAGUGAAUACAAUAGCAGCUAAGAGAAAUAAUGGUCGAAAGGAAGAUAUAUCUGAUUGAAUUGAUUGGCUGCUUAAUUUUAUGAACAAAACUGAGAUUAAGGAAAUUGUAUGAAGCUUUUGAGAAAUUCUAUAUGCUUGAGUUAAUGAUGAGAUUAUUGUUGUCUUUAA